AUGGACAAAGAUAGCGAGGUAGCUUCCAAAUACAUUUCGGACGACAAUGCCGAAAUUGAACUGAAGCAGGGCUCGCAGUCAAAUACGUCUUCUCCUGAAGAAACAUCUCCAACGCCACCACCUGCCGCUUCUCCAACCAGUCCUGUACCAGAUGGCGGACUCAACGCAUGGCUUCAAGUUUUGGGAGGAUGGGUUGUACUAGCAGCCUCCUGGGGCCUUGUAAACACCUUUGGAGCGUACCAAACAUAUUAUCAGACGGUAAUGCUCACAUCCGAGUCAGCGUCUACGAUCUCCUGGAUUGGCUCUCUACAAGCAUGCCUUCUAUUACUUGGAGGCCUCGUUUCAGGACCUCUCUUUGACGCUGGUUAUUUCACGCCAACUAUGAUCGGGGGGCUGCUGCUCAUUUGCUUCGGAAUGUUUAUGACAUCUCUCUGCUCAACUUACUGGCAAGUGUUGCUUGCCCAGGGAGUCUGCGUCGGUAUUGGAAUGGGCUUGACAUUUUUACCCGCUACGGCUAUUCAGUCGCAAUACUUUGCGAAGCGACGAGCUUUUGCAAUGGGCGUCGCUGGGACCGGGUCACCUGUUGGAGGAAUUAUCUUCCCUAUCAUCUUCAGCCAUUUACUUCCGAAAAUUGGCUUUGGUUGGACUACUCGUGUCAUUGCAUUUAUUAUUUUGUGA
Messenger RNA from Trichoderma breve, 678 nucleotides. Its product is annotated as major facilitator superfamily domain-containing protein. The record is from RefSeq and is a predicted model, not a curated record. The transcript has a single exon. Gene Ontology annotation, biological process: transmembrane transport. Gene Ontology annotation, cellular component: fungal-type vacuole membrane. The coding region runs from base 1 to 678 and encodes 225 amino acids. Gene Ontology annotation, molecular function: transmembrane transporter activity. Lineage: Eukaryota; Fungi; Ascomycota; Sordariomycetes; Hypocreales; Hypocreaceae.